AUGUCUUCCAUUGGGCCCCAGCUGCCACCUCAUCUCACCAAGAGGAAGCGCAACUCAGACGACGACAGCGCCGACUCACCGCCAACGAAGCAGACUCGAAACACCGACGAGAUCGAUAUCGACGACAGCUCCGAUGACGAUGGUUUUGGACCUAGUGUGCCUGGCGCAUCAGUCAAGGAACCUGCGCCUACCGUUAAACCUGCCGUUGGUCCAACAAUGCCUCCCUCCAGCACAACGAAUACAAAUGAGAUACCUCUCGACGGCUCUGAUUCAGAAGACGGCUACGGCCCAUCCGCUCCUCGCGCGGCAUCACCGAAUACUUCCAAGUCCCAGCCCUCAAUAGGUCCUACUCUGCCUCCGAAACAGCCUAUAGGACCCACGCUCCCCCCAGCGGCUCACCAGGGCGGGAACGACGACUCUUCGUCAGAUUCGGAGGAUGACUACGGUCCUGCUCUUCCCUCUUCAACAACCUCUGCUCAACGAGCACAAGCUGCCGCAGUAGCAGCAGCCGCGGCGGCGGCCUCGGGCCCUGCCGCACCUCAGCGCGAUGACUGGAUGCUCGCACCACCGACACAAUCUGGUUAUCAAGAGCGCGACCCGACCAAGCUGAAGAAUCGCAAAUUCGCCAGCGGCAAAUCGUCAUCGGCUGCGGGCGGCAGCGGUGGGGGUAUCAGCAGCAUCUGGACAGAGACGCCAGAACAGAAGCGCAAGCGACUCGAAGAUGCUGUGCUAGGUCGUGGAGGGGAAGUCGGCGGAGCGGAGCAGCAGAAACCGCGUCGUACUAGAGAAGAAGAGGAACGGGAUAGGCGCAUCAGCGAGAACAUCGCAGCAACCCGGGGGAAGAGUAUGUAUGAUGAGCAUCAGACAGACAAGAAGAGUGGCGCCAAGGUUGGAAAGGACGGCGAAGAGGAGGAUGACCCUAGCAAGAGGGCAUUUGAUAGAGAAAAGGAUAUGGCAUUGGGCGGCAAGAUCGGUACAGCCCAGCGCAGGGAGUUGCUCAACCGUGCCAAAGAUUUUGGUGGCCGAUUCCAAAAGGGAUCAUAUCUUUGA
Molecule: messenger RNA, 1050 nt
Organism: Colletotrichum siamense
Lineage: Eukaryota; Fungi; Ascomycota; Sordariomycetes; Glomerellales; Glomerellaceae
Gene: F26A3.7
Exons: 1
Coding region: 1-1050 (349 amino acids)
Source: RefSeq, a predicted model, not a curated record